AUGCCUUCCGGUCAGAACUCAUCCCCACAAAUCGGCUCAAAGAGUUACAGGGAACGCCUUUGUCAGAGUCUGGCACCCCCUCGCCCUCAAAGGAAAAAGACAAUCUGGAGCCCGUCAAGCUCAGUGGAUGGUGACAAUAAUAGCGAAGACGAUGUUCCAAUGGAGAGCGAAGCAGACGAGGAAGGGCCUCCGAACGAAGAGAUGGAAACCGUGUCUGAUGACGAGACUGUCAAAGUCCUCCUAAAAUGUGCUGCGGACGUGGACAAAAGACUACUACGUAUGACGGAAUCGGUAGAAAGCACUCAACAAGACGUGGAGAAUUUGAAGGUGGCUAUCCGGAACAUUGAGGAUACACUACAGGGAUGGCAAAAGUAUUUGGGGAUCGGGGAUGAAAAAGGGAAAAGCGGUGCUCGCAGCGGUAGCCGCCUUGCACGGGCCAAGCCCCUGGCAUAA
Molecule: messenger RNA, 453 nt
Organism: Penicillium angulare
Lineage: Eukaryota; Fungi; Ascomycota; Eurotiomycetes; Eurotiales; Aspergillaceae
Exons: 3
Coding region: 1-453 (150 amino acids)
Source: RefSeq, a predicted model, not a curated record